GCCCUCCAACAACGUUAACACAAAUGAGCGGUCUUACUAUUGCGCAGAUUAUCGAGCAGCUUCAUGAACUGCAGGACUAUGUGUCCUCGGUGAUGAUAGUGACGGCGUUUGAUGUCGUUGGCUCAGCGCUCUACAUAUACGACUACUUCCUCACGCUUGACUUGGAGGUAGAAUUGGUAUGGCCGUCAAAAUGGGGCGCCAUGAAGGUGCUUUUUCUUGUUCAAAGAUACCUGCCUUUUCUUGACACAGUAUCCCUCUGCCUCGUCCAUCAACUUGCGGCAGAUAUCAGUCCAUCAACUUGCUAUUUCCUUUACAGCUUCCGUGGGUACCUGAUCAUCACGGGGUUCCUCCUUUCCGAAGUGAUUCUAACUUUGCGAGCAUGGGCGGUGUGGAAACGAGAGAGGAUUUUGGGGUACAACCUUCUCUUUUUUAUUGUGGCUACAUAUGCGGGCUGCACUGCCGUCAUGGCGCUUUUCCUCAAGGAUUUAAAACGUGAGCACGUCUUCCCGUUAACUUUACGACGACAUCUCAUUGCGGUACUCACCCCGGUACCAGCGUUGUCGAUCAUCAAUGUUGCGGUGGUCAAUACCCUUCCGGCAAGCCACAUCAACUACGUUAAUCUCCUAGCGGCUGUGGAAAGAGUUUUACAUUCAAUGCUUGCGAGCAGGGUGCUUCUUCACAUACGUGCUGUCAUGUCGAAAGAGCGCGUGCCCUGGUCGGAUGGGCUGACGGAAAUUCAGAUUCCAAACAGAAGUGCCGGGGUUGUCUUCAACCAACGUCCGUCGGGAGAGGGAAUUAAACAAUAUAACACCCCAGAUUUCUCUUUUAGCACAUGUGAAUUUUUUUGA
Laccaria bicolor S238N-H82 is the source of this 848-nucleotide messenger RNA. RefSeq lists its product as uncharacterized. The record is from RefSeq and is a predicted model, not a curated record. The coding region runs from base 24 to 848 and encodes 274 amino acids. The transcript has 10 exons. Lineage: Eukaryota; Fungi; Basidiomycota; Agaricomycetes; Agaricales; Hydnangiaceae.